This is a messenger RNA of Python bivittatus (Burmese python), 3715 nucleotides long. The record is from RefSeq and is a predicted model, not a curated record. Lineage: Eukaryota; Metazoa; Chordata; Lepidosauria; Squamata; Pythonidae.
AAUGCAAUGGACUAAGAGGGAAGGGCGAACGGAAGCCCAGAAGCUAUUAGGUGCGUUAAGGACACCGCGCUGCGUUGCCCUGGGAUUCCCGCCGUGUUUAUUCCGGGAACCUCCUCUCGCGGUGCAAGUGGGAUCUCUCGCCCUCGCAAGAAUCGGAUGAUCCGGGCGCGGGAGCAAGGCGCAGAAAGCUCCAGUUCUCCGGCCAAAGGGAGAAAAGUGAUAGGCGGAUGGGGGGGAAAAGAUAAUAAAACCUGCACCGGGACAGAAAUAACUUCGGUUGGAGAGAAAGGGCUGGUGCCUCGCAGGAAGUGGGGAGCAAAUCGAAGUGGUCCCAGAAAGACGCGAAGGUGAUGGAAAGAUCAACAGGAAGGGUUAGAAAGACCUCCAGGAGGCUUCGGUGAAGGUUGAGGGUUAAGCUUGUUGAAACUCCUGAGUAGCCCAAAGAAUAGUUCCGUUAAUAAAACAAAGGAAAACCGCAGGAAAGCAUUGGCUUGAAGAUCAUUGGUGGACAAAGAUUUGGGCUUAUUUCUUUGGGGGCAGAGAAAUGUCUCCAUCGGAAAGCACGCAGCGCCAAGAAUCCAAGGAAUUUGGGACUGCAAGCGUCGCUUUGAGUUUGUUCAAGGGCAGAAGACACAGUCACCUGGUUCCUUCGUUCUUUUAAAGUAAAAACUCAGAUUCAAACCCAGCUCGAGUGGAAGAAAGGUAGAUUCUCCACUAAGGAUCCCGUAAGGAUCCAGUACCCAGUGAGACUUUUAUCUGUUACUUACCGGAUUGUCAGAUCGUCCCCUAGAGGGGAAGAAAGGGCAGUCUUUGAAGAUUUAAAAAGAAAAAGAAAAAAAAGCACCAGGAAGUGGUAAGGAAAAAAGUAGCAAUCAAACUCAGGCUGUUUACACAGACUAAAAUAAAUAUGGAGUAAAUAUUGUAGAUGAUAAAGGCUGUGUGGUUCAGAACCACACCAAACUUUUGGAACUGAAGAAGCCAUUAAAUCAACUCUAACAAGAGAAACUGUGGAGAGGGGAAUUUCAAGUGUACCCUAAAAUGGGGAAAGAAAUUGGACCCCUAGACAUUGCCAUCUGCAGCAUUCUUAACAUAGGCUCCAGUUCUGAUGUUUGAGCUCCUGUUUCUCUCCAAUGAAUAUAAUUCCACCUUGUGCCUGAAUAAGUUCACUUUCUGGAUUGCUCUACUGAUCAAAUUGACUUCCUUUUCAAAUAAGGAUUUGGUGGGUUCUGUAUGAACCUAUGCAGGCCAGGAAAAAAUACAUGUUCAUGACUCUCUUUGCCACGUGGCUUCUGCUUGUUUUGUUUGGAGGAGACCAAAUAAGACGCUUUGCCUUUUUCUCUAGCAAAAAAGCUGAAAUAUUGAAGACCUGGCCUCGCUGGGCAGACAGGUUUCUUCUCAAGAACUUUGCAGAUUCUGAGGAGCUCCAGAACAAUGACAGGGGCCACAGUGACCAGUCUCCCAAAAGUCGGCGGGAGUUGAGGUUGAGUGUUUACAAGAACAGCAGGUGCCGUAUGGAGACUUGCUUUGAUUUUUCCAAAUGUAGGGAACACGGGUUCAAAGUCUUUGUUUACCCCCUGGAAGGAGGGGAUCCUGUAUCAGAAAGUUACCUCAAAAUCAUCACCUCCAUUGAAGAGUCACGCUAUUACACCUCCAACCCUGAGGAAGCCUGCCUGUUUGUUCUAAAUAUUGACACACUGGAUAGGGACCAUCUCUCUGUACAGUAUGUCCAUAACAUCAACGAGAAAAUCCAAGGUUUCCGGCUUUGGAACGAUGGGCGAAACCAUCUCAUAUUUAACCUGUAUUCUGGCACAUGGCCUAAUUACACUGAAGAUUUGGGCUUUGACAUUGGACAGGCUAUCUUAGCUAAAGCCAGCUUUUAUGUUGAGAACUUCCGCCCUGGUUUUGAUAUCUCCAUCCCUUUGUUUUCGAAGGACCAUCCCCAGAAAGGUGGGGAAAGAGGUUGGCUGUAUAAGACUUCUCUCCCACCCAAGAAAAAGUAUCUCUUGGUUUUUAAAGGGAAGAGGUACCUGACUGGCAUUGGUUCCGACACCAGAAAUGCUCUCCGCCACAUCCAUAAUGGUAAAGAUAUUAUUUCUUUGACAACGUGUAAACAUGGGAAAGACUGGGAGAAGCACAAGGACAAUCGAUGUGACAAAGAUAAUACCGAAUAUGAAAAGUUUGAUUAUCAGGAACUGUUGCACAACUCUACCUUUUGUAUCAUCCCCCGAGGGCGACGUUUGGGAUCCUUCCGGUUCCUGGAGGCUUUGCAGGCUGCUUGCAUCCCGGUCCUGCUCAGCAACGGGUGGGAGCUGCCAUUUUCGGAGGUGAUUGAUUGGAGUAAAUCAUCCAUUGUUGGGGAUGAGCGGCUUCUUCUGCAGAUUCCAUCUACGGUUCGAUGUCUGAACAACGACAAGGUCCUGGCCUUCCAACAGCAAACCCAGUUUUUAUGGGAAACAUAUUUUUCUUCUGUGGAGAAGAUUGUGCAAACCACUCUUGAGAUAAUAAGGGAUCGGAUAUUUCAUCAGGAAUCACGCCCAAAGUUCUUCUGGAAUACACUUCCUGGAGGUUUGGUGGCAUUGCCAGAAUACUCCACUCAUCUCAGUGACUUCCCUUUCUACUAUCUGCAGCAAGGAUCCAGCCCCUCCAAGAAGUUUACAGCAUUAAUCUGGGCUGUCUCACCAAUUGUCUCCCUUUCCCAGCCCAUCCUCAAGCUCAUCCAAGCUGUCUCCAGCUCCCAGCACUGCGCCAAGAUUUUAAUCUUAUGGAGCUGUGAGAAGCCAGCUCCACAGAAGUGGCCACUGACCACAGUUCCCUUGACCGUCAUUCAAAGCAGCAGCAAGGUCAGCGAACGGUUUUUGCCUUACUCUGCUAUUGGGACAGAUGCCGUGCUGAGCCUUGAUGAAUAUGCCAGUCUUUCAACCAGUGAGGUUGACUUUGCCUUUGUGGUAUGGAGAAGUUUCCCUGACCGGAUUGUAGGCUUCCCGAUGCGCAGCCAUUUUGGGGAUAUCAGCAAGAACCAGUGGAGCUACACCUCAAAAUGGACCAAUGAGUUCUCUAUGGUUCUCACUGCAGCAGCAUUCUAUCACAGAUACUAUCACAGCCUCUUCAUCAACUAUUUGCCUGCCAAACUAAAGACCUUUGUUGAUCAAAUUGCCAACUGUGAGGAUAUAUUGAUGAACUUCCUGGUUUCUGCUGUCACCAAACUGCCCCCCAUCAAAGUGAGCCAGAAGAAACAGCUCAGGGAGAACCCAUCUCAACAGCUAUUGAAAAGUGUGCCCCCAUCCAACAGCAGCCUGCAUUUUGCUCAACGCCAGGAGUGUGUCAAUCGCUUUGCUGCCUGGUUUGGCUAUAUGCCUCUGGUGCAUUCUCAGUUCCGCUUGGACCCAGUGCUCUUCAAAGACCAGGUAUCUGUGCUACGGAAGAAGUACCGGCAACUGGAGAGGGACUAGCUCUGGGGAGAAGCACACUGCCACUCUCUGGGAACACGCUUGGAGAAAAAGACACCAGCCACGCUGGACUGUAGCCACACAGACUCACUACCAACCCCAGGCCAAUGGCACUAUCGCAGGACUUUGAGUUGCACUCCCUGCAUUGGUGCCCUUUGAACUUUGGAUACUGAAAGGUGGAAACUCUUGCUGGUAGCCAAGGUGAUGCCAGAUGAAUGUUCAGUCUUUAUUGGGUUUUACCAGUAUAAAUAAAGGUUUGCAGAAAACAA